Molecule: messenger RNA, 1776 nt
Organism: Sordaria macrospora k-hell
Lineage: Eukaryota; Fungi; Ascomycota; Sordariomycetes; Sordariales; Sordariaceae
Source: RefSeq, a predicted model, not a curated record
AUGACUAACUCGCUAAUGCUGCUCGCUUUUACCAACGCGUGGGUCACCAUGUUCUGGCUGCAGGCGAUGAAGCCCGGCGGAGUGCCAAUCACGGAUCUACACUAUCAUACGCAGGGCGCUAUGGGGCUGACUGGCGCAUUGUCGGCUUUGUUGAAAAGAAGAAGCGUUGGGAUUAGCCUUGUGUGUAUUAUGAUCGCAGUCAGCAGCAUCGCCCGCGGUCCUCUGAUACAAAGGGCCGUAUCCGUGCAAACGUUGGAAUUCUCAGUCAACGGGACGAUAGAUCUGCCGAUAAUGCGGGGCCUUACGGAUGGCUGGGGGGGAAGAUAUAACGAACAUUCGGGCAGCAACAUGGCUUUAUUCGACGAAGGCUUUUCUCAGGCCAUCCGAGACUUCCAGGCCAAGACCCCAAUUCACAUUCCUGGGCUGGCACAGCCUUGUGAGAACUGUUCAUUCACAGUCAACGGUUUCGGAUUUGAUGUCAUAAAUUGCGCUGAGGAGACCACGCCCUACAAUAUCUAUGAGCAGUGGAACGCGCGUGAGGGUUAUACCAAGUUUGAUUUUACUGCGACAUUCUAUGAAGUCAAUAUCACUUGGGCGUCAUUACGUCCUAAUGAAGAUAUCUGGGACAUUGGGCCAAAGGGGUUAGAGACCAGAAUCUUGCGAAAGGCUGAACCUGACUGCAAAGGUGAAACUAUCACCCGGGUUUGUUUUUUCAACCCAUCGAGAAUGGAGUACAAGCUGUUUAUGGACAAGGGUAGCAAUGUGACCUUUCAAUCGUCUGACUGGAAAAGCGAUGUGGUCGUUGAGAACAUUACCCUUUUCCCCCCCUUCCGCAACGCCACGAACACUCUGCUACCUCUUUAUAACUUCAUCAAACCCCAAUUCGAAGCCCGGGCAAUGCUUUACGAAGGCGUCGGCGACCACGACAUGUCGUAUUCUGGCCUGGGCGGCUACCUCUACCACCGGAAGCCAGCCCCCGGGACAAAGCGCUGUUGGGGCACGUGGGAAGAUCCCUUCGACGAUAUCAUGAAUUCUUUCCGCGAUCUAGGCCUGCGGCUAUCAAUCCGCGAAGCGAUGGAAAAGAAGGAGGAGGCCGAGAAUCUGAAAGUGAUGGGAAACGUGACCGAUGCCGACGUUCUGAUGGACAAAGUGAUGCAGAAGGGUGUGGAGUUUGUGAGCAACCAGGCGAGUUUGAGGUAUGUGGUUGAUAAUGGCAAGCUUUGGUUAGGGCUGGGAGUAAGCGUUAUGGGCCCGCUGGCAACCCUGAUUCUGUUAUUGUGGCAGUGGUGGGGAAGAGCAAUGUUCAUGGGCUCGCCAGGGUUGGGAAGGACGUUCUCGAUGAGUCCGUUGGAGAUUGCUAAUGCGUUCUUUGGUGGUGGCGGCGUUUCCGUUGCAAGGAAGAGGGCCAUGAUGUCGACAUCGUACUCGCCGGGAAGUGGAAGCGAGAGCACCAGCAAAGCGGGCAGCUCCUUGGCAGUUGUUGUGAUGGAGGUGGACCAGGGUGAUCACCACAAUCUGAACCAGCAGCAACACACUCACACCCUAACCCCAAUCUUGACGGGCUGCAGCAGCAACUCCUCGGCGAGCCAGAUUGUCAAACAUAUCCGACGAAGAACCGUAGCGAUGAAUGGAAAGGGAGGCCUUAUCAGGAACAAGGAGCCUAGGGUACAAUAUGGAGUGGACGAGAGCUCGGGACGGCUUGCUUUUGUGGUCAUUGAGAGAGGGGAAGAAGGCGAGACGGUCGUUAGACCGCCGAAAAGAAAGGAGAUGUUGUAA